AUGGCGAUAUCCCACGUCCGGCCUUUGCUUCUUCCUCUCCUUGUAUCACUCUUUUUCUUACCUGCUGCUUUGAACGCAACCAGAUUCUCGAAAUGCGAUCCCCGUCAUAGCUAUCCCAUUGCUGCAAGCGGUGUACUUUUCUCCCCAGACGAUGACUGGAUUAAGACUAGCACUAAUGCAAACAUUACGCUAUCCGCUCAGACAUACACAAACAUCUCUGAUGGAGCAACUGUAACAUUCAGCAUUUGGGGAUAUAUCUCAGACGAUAGAAACUACCCCUUAUGUGAUCUAGUGGCGUGCCCAGUUGCACCUGGCCCCCUUGUGUUUACUUUACCUAACGUAUUCACGGAGGAAGAACUAACCAGAAUAAUAACGGUGGAGAAUCAGGAAGACCCGAUGAUGUGCAUCCACUUCGAUUGUUUCGUAACAGCUGAAACGGUCCCUGCUUAG
Messenger RNA from Brassica napus (rape), 450 nucleotides. Its product is annotated as MD-2-related lipid-recognition protein ROSY1-like. Gene Ontology annotation, molecular function: sterol binding. NCBI's taxonomy places the organism in Eukaryota, Viridiplantae, Streptophyta, Magnoliopsida, Brassicales, Brassicaceae. Bases 1 to 450 code for a protein of 149 amino acids. Gene Ontology annotation, biological process: sterol transport. The transcript has 4 exons. The record is from RefSeq and is a predicted model, not a curated record.